AAGAAACUCGAUGCUCAGUUUGAUAGUUGAAUCGUAGCAAUGAGCAUCCUUUUCCUCGCGGGUGCAAGUAUCGCAAGAUAAAAAGAGUAUCUUUUAUUUUUUCGCCCUACUACUGGAUAUAAUGGUGUUUGUAAAGUGCUAGAUAAAAAUGUAGAAAAAAAAGAUAAAUUGUAGAGGUGCGGUGACACAAACUUAACUAGGUACUAUGUACAUGAGGUUGUUUCAUGGAUUUUAAAGUGUCAUUUCGGCUUUUUUAAAAUGGUCCCCUGAUAUGAAAACAAAGUGUUUCGAUAAAUAACAUUGUGCAACAUGUACGUGUGAUAAUGGACCAUUUGAUAUUCAUAGUGGCACCUUCUACAGCAAAAGUGAUCAAUGAAAGCCUUUGAUGGCGUGUGAAGUAUCCAUUAAAGUAUCAAUAAAUAGUCAUCACUGAUAAUAGCUUUAGCGAACUUGGUGUGGUAUGGAGGUAACGCAUUCUGGAGUGAUAAAAGUAAACAGUGAGUUCGAGUCACCGAAAAGGGGGAUGGUUUGCGUCAUCAAAAGUUUUUCGGUUUGCAAAGGCAUCGAGCUGAGAAGGUGCAGUUCUCUAGGGAUCACAGCACCAAUAUUUAUUCAAACGCGGAAAAUGGAGCAGAGUGUUUGCGAAACCCACAGAUAAUGUGGCCAUAGAAAGACUUCACCAAAUUGAAUGUAAUUGCUUUUGUCAAUAAGGAAGCGAUAUCCAGGUAUCGUUGCCGAUCCAACCCUUUAGGUGUUUUUACAAGCACGUGUAAAUUCAUACUACAAUUGCACAAGUGCAAAUAAAAGCAUUCAAUGUGUCUUUUACAAUGAUUGACGAGCUCGAAUGAGUUAUUUCCACUUCGUACAACGAUCAUCAUUUGCAGCUUAAUGACAAUGGAUUCGAAAUAAUUCAUCAAGAAUUAAUACUUGCAACCCAGUUUAGUCUCACUCUUACCACACCAUCAAACUAAUAGUGAAGAAAAAGACUGAAAAGUACAAAUAUUUAUACAAUAAAAUCAAAAGUGUUAUCUGACAUGAACCUGUGAUGAAUGGAAACUUGGUUGGGUGUUAAGUGCAUUAGUUUAGAACUCAAAUGGAUAUCAUAACCCGGUUCGCAAGCAGCUUCGCUGGCCUUUGGAGAAAUCGCAGGCGGCCGCAAAAUGAGGAUGCUUUCAACAACCGCAUCCAAAGUAAUCACGAUCCGGAAAUUACUGCCCAGCAGGUAAAAAAAUAUCUACAGGCCAAUCCUGAUUUUCUGGACGGUUUCGUCAUGGACGAAAUUCAACUGGAGCAGCUCGAACGAUGGAUGAUUCGAAAAACCCAAAGGACCCGAAAGGUAACCCAAACGGAAAAGAAUGGCCGAAAGACUAGCCUAAGCCGUUGGAAAUUUUGCGUGCACGCCGACAAACGUCAAAUGCUGCAGGACUUAAUCCAUUCGCUCCAACUUCGGCCAACGAAGAUGCACGUGCUCUGGGAACUGGCCAACUGCAUUUGCUCGGCCGUCAACGCGGACGGAUUCCGGCUGUAUUUGACUGACGCAACCGAAGCAGAAUCUCUUCAUCUGUGCCUGAGUAACAGUUUUAUCGACGAAAAUGGUGACCCCAAGCCACUCCAGAUCAAAUCGGAUGCAAUCUUACCAAACUACGUCGCCAAGGUUAGAGAGAAUUUACGUCUAUCCAGAGGGGACGUAGAUCAUCGAUUUCCGCGCGAUCUGCUGGAUAGGAGUGAAAUGGCUCAUGUUAUGUGCCAGCCUAUUGUUUAUCCCGAUGGAUCAUUGGUAGCGGUAUUGGAGCUCUGGCGUCGUGAUUGUGGAGCACCAUUCUACGAAGAGGACGAAGAGAUCGGCUGUAGCUAUCUGGUGUGGGGAGGUAUAGCCAUACAUUACGCUCAUCUGAAUUUGGUUGGCCUGAAACAGCGCAAGUUGAACGACUUUCUGUUGGCAGUCGUGAAGUCAAUUUUCCAGGACAUGGUCAGCAUGGAAAUGCUUGUUUCUAAAAUAAUGAAUUUUGCCCAACGACUGGUCGAUGCGGAUCGAGCCUCGUUAUUCCUGGUAGACUCUAAAAGCAAAGAACUUUACGCAACCAUCUUCGACGUAGGUUGUGACAGUAAAGCGACCAAAACUGAGAAUGAAACGGAUCCGAGCAAGGCACCAAAUGAGAUCCGUUUCCCGUUAGGAACCGGCAUCGCAGGGCAAGUUGCCUUGACCGGAGAGGUUUUAAACAUAGUUGAUGCAUAUGCUGAUACGCGAUUUAAUCGCUCGAUAGAUCAGCUAACUGGGUACAAAACAGAGUCAAUUCUUUGCAUGCCAAUUUUCAUUCGGGGAAGCGUCAUUGGAGUAGUUCAAAUGGUCAAUAAACGUACGGGUUGUUUCAACAAAGAAGACGAGGAAGCGUUUGAAAUGUUUGCAGUUUACUGUGGAUUAGCCUUGCACCACGCAAAACUGUACGAUAAAAUACGAAGGUCCGAACAAAAAUACCGUGUGGCACUUGAAGUGUUAAGCUACCAUAACACGUGCACAGACGCUGAAGUGGAACAAUGUCUGGAAGUCGGAAUUCCACAGAAAAUACCUGGCGUAGACAGCUACGAUUUCAGCCCAUUUGAUAUCGACGAUCAUCAAAAGGCUCUUUACAGCGUGUUUAUGUUUAAGGAUUUGUUUGGGCUGGGACGAUUUGACCAGAACAGCAUAAUACGAUUUACACUGACGGUUAAAAAGAAUUACAGAAGGGUGCCCUACCACAACUGGACUCAUGGUUUUUCAGUGGCAAACACAAUGUACAGCAUAAUUAAGAAUUGUGGCGCCGUUUUUCGCCCAAAUGAGUGUCUAGCGCUCUUCAUUGGAUCACUUUGUCAUGACCUGGACCACCGCGGGAAGAACAAUAAAUUCAUGCUAGAUACCGAAGCUCCCUUGGCCGCCAUUUACUCGACAUCAACAAUGGAACAUCAUCAUUUCAAUCAAACGGUCACUAUCCUGCAGCAGGAAGGACACAACAUAUUUGCGAAGCUAAAUAGUAGUGAAUAUAAGCAAGUACUAAGCCUGAUCAAGCAUUGCAUCCUAGCAACUGACCUCGCCUUAUUCUUCCCAAACAAAGCGAAGUUGACUAACUUAGUUGAUGAGGAGAAAUUCUCCUGGACAAUAUCGGAACAUCGAAUGCUGAUUCAAGCGAUCGCCAUGACCGGCGCUGAUCUGUCUGCUUCGGCGAAGCCAUGGGAAGUGCAAACAGAAACAGUUAAGGUGAUAUUUGCUGAAUUCUAUGACCAAGGAGACGAGGAAAAGAAAGCGGGCCGAAAGCCCAUUCCGAUGAUGGAUCGUGAUCAACCGGAUCAGCAAGCGGCAUCACAGCUGGGUUUCCUCACCGGAAUUUGUGUUCCAUGUUAUACACUGCUACAUCGUUUAAUCCCUGAAACCAAACCGAUGCUCAACAUGUGCAACGAGAAUUUGAAAACAUGGCAGAAAAUUGCGAACGAAAAUGCAAAAUAGGGAUAGGAAUUAAGCACAAAUUAGGGCACCAAAUCCUCUCAAUGUAAUACAUAAUCUAAUUGUCACAAUUCGUUUUGUGAAUGUUGUGUUUCUCAAUGCAAGCAUUAAAAAAUGAGGUGGUCUGUC
Messenger RNA from Culex quinquefasciatus (southern house mosquito), 3604 nucleotides. Its product is annotated as probable 3',5'-cyclic phosphodiesterase pde-5. Gene Ontology annotation, biological process: signal transduction; negative regulation of receptor guanylyl cyclase signaling pathway. Gene Ontology annotation, molecular function: 3',5'-cGMP-stimulated cyclic-nucleotide phosphodiesterase activity; protein binding. The record is from RefSeq and is a predicted model, not a curated record. The transcript is spliced from 8 exons. The coding region runs from base 1094 to 3478 and encodes 794 amino acids. NCBI's taxonomy places the organism in Eukaryota, Metazoa, Arthropoda, Insecta, Diptera, Culicidae.